Silurus meridionalis is the source of this 5231-nucleotide messenger RNA. Its product is annotated as constitutive coactivator of PPAR-gamma-like protein 1 homolog. The record is from RefSeq and is a predicted model, not a curated record. The coding region runs from base 512 to 3589 and encodes 1025 amino acids. Gene Ontology annotation, cellular component: nucleus. The transcript is spliced from 17 exons. NCBI's taxonomy places the organism in Eukaryota, Metazoa, Chordata, Actinopteri, Siluriformes, Siluridae.
CUGAUGUCCUGAAGCGCCACAUGUACCGGAGUCAGAGAGAGUUUUAUUACCGCGUUUUCAGUCUGCGUUUCCAAAUGUGAUGCAUAGUGCACUCUAUUGGGUGUGGACGAAACUAUUAUUUUAUAACACAUAAAGUGCGCUGGUAUAAACACUAGGGCGCCGUUUGAGAUCGGUCCUUCGUGACGUGUAAAAUCAGACCCCGCCCACAUGUGUUGCGUCACCGCGCCCCGUCUCUCCGCUCGGCUCAGUGCGCUCCAGAAGCACACAGACAUGGCUCCAUAGGACUGCACAUGGCGGCCAGCGGCCAUGAACCAAAAUCCCCCACAACUCACCAAAAAUAACAUCAAAUGCAUUUCUUACAAACACGAUUUGAUUCAUUUCGGACUCAUUAGUUCCAUCCUUGGCAAUAUUUCUUUUAGGUUGUUUUUUUCCCACCAUAGGUGAGAGGCUGCUUGGAACUCCGCUUUUUUCUUCCCCAAACUUUGUAAUUUCCCUUCAUCAGAGAGCAGUGAUGGGCGUGCAGGGUUUUCAGGAGUACAUCGAGAAGAACUGCCCGAGCUCCGUGGUGCCGGUGGAGCUGCAGAAGCUGGCGCGGGGGAGUCUGGUGGGAGGCGGCAGGCAGAGGCCGCCGCAGGGCCCGCUGCGCUUGUUGGUGGACGCGGAGAACUGCGUGCACCGGCUCUACGGCGGCUUCUACACCGACUGGGUCGGCGGCGGCCAGUGGAACCACAUGCUCGGCUACCUGGCGGCUCUGGCCAAAGCCUGCUUCAGCGGCAACAUCCAGCUGCAGGUGUGCUUCAACGGCGCGCUGGAAAAGGGUCGCCUUCACGAGUGGGUCAAGCGGCAGGUGAACGAACGGCAGACGGCGCAGCAGAUCGUCAGCCACGUCCAGAACAAGGGCACCCCGCCGCCCAAAGUCUGGUUCCUGCCGCCCGUCUGUAUGGCGCACUGCAUCCGCCUGGCGCUCCUCCGGUUCCGGAUUGAAGUUGUGCAGAGCAUUGAGGAUCAUCACCAGGAAGUAAUCGCUUUAUUUAGAGAGAACGGGUUCCAUGGGUUGGUAGCCUAUGAUUCUGAUUAUGCUCUGUGCAACAUCCCCUACUACUUCAGUGCCCACGCUCUAAAACUCAGCCGCAACGGCAAGAGCCUCACCACCAGCCAAUACCUGAUGCAUGACGUUGCCAAGCAGCUGGACCUCAAUCCAAAUCGCUUUGUCAUUUUUGCUUCACUCUUGGGGAAUCACAUUUUGCCUGAUGAGGAUCUUGCUGCAUUUCAUUGGAGUUUACUUGGCCCAGAGCACCCUUUAGCAUCCCUGAAGGUUCGUGCCCAUCAGCUGGUACUUCCUCCCUGUGAUGUCGUUAUAAGGGCUGUGGCAGAGUACGUGCGCAACUUGCAUGAUGUCACUGACCUGGAAGCCAUCGCUAAAGACAUAUUUAAGCACUCCCAGUCCAGGACUGACGACAAACUUAUACGCUUCAAAAAGGCAGUGGAGUAUUACUCAGCUGCCAGUAAAACCCCCAAGUCCUAUAACGCCAGACCAAAGCGGCUUGGAGUCUCUGAAACUGUGCCACCUUACGCACAUACACCAAUGCCCAACAUUCCGCAGCCCUCCCUCCCGCUGCAGCCUGUGAUCCAGCACAACUCCUCUGGACUGGUGGCUAAAGGGCCCUCUGAUCAGAAUAGCUUCAGCAACAUUCCACAUGGAGGUAAGCAGCACACGCCGCUGUAUGAGAGGGCUUCUCCAAACCAUGCCGAGCCAGCCUUCUUCAAUGCCUCUUCCACUUCAUCAUCUGAGAACGAGGAGAACACGGGCCCCACUGCCAAUCAUGUAAGUGACCAUAAAGGAUGGGACAAACAAAGUGAUCAGGUGAACAGUGAGCCAGAAGGAGCCCUGGAGGACCAAAAUAAACCUGACCCCUCUGUGACCUCCCCUUUGGGUCAAGGCAUAGAGAUCGGAGGUCACCACGGAGUCAAUUCCCAGAUCCCUUCACUGCUCUCAAUGCCAACUAGAAACCACAUGGACAUCACCACACCUCCUUUGCCUUUGGUGGCACCUGAGGUGCUGCGAGUAGCAGAACACAGACACAAGAAGGGCCUCAUGCACCCUUACAUCUACCACAUCCUCACUAAGGGAGAGAUUAAAUUGUCAGUUGCAGUUGAAGAUGAAGCUAAUAAGGAGCUGCCAUCCGCCGUGCAGCUGUACCGGCCGAUCCGCCAGUAUGUUUAUGGUGUGCUCUUUAGCCUGGCAGAGGCUAAAAAGAAAGUAGAGAGGCUUGCAAUGAGAAGAAAUCGCCUCCCUGAAUAUCAGCCUGUUAUUAUAAAAGAGUGGGCAGCCUACAAGGGUAAAUCACCACACACCCCUGAGCUGGUGGAGGCUCUUUCCUUCCGGGAGUGGACCUGCCCCAACCUGAAGAAGCUGUGGCUGGGCAAAGCCAUGGAGGACAAGAACCGGCGCAUAAGAGCUUUCCUGGCCUGCAUGAGGUCUGAUACUCCAGCCAUGCUGAACCCUGCCAAUGUGCCCACUCAUCUCAUGGUGCUCUGCUGCGUACUGCGGUUUAUGUUACAAUGGCCAGGAGUAAGAAUUUUGCGUCGUAACGAACUUGACGCUUUCCUAGCGCAAGCACUUUCUCCUAAACUUUAUGAACCUGACCAGCUGCAGGAACUGAAGAUUGAGAACUUGGAUGCACGAGGUGUACAGCUGGCUGCACUGUUCAUGUGUGGUGUAGAUAUGGCACUGCUGGCGAAUGACACGUGCGGUCAGCCAAUACCCUGGGAGCACUGCUGCCCAUGGAUGUACUUUGAUGGCAAGCUGCUGCAGAGCAAGCUGAUUGGGGCCACGCGAGAGAAGGUCUCACUUCUUGACCUCUGUGACGGUCAGACUGAGCUGGUUGCCAAACUGGAGAAGAUGCGCCAGAGUAUUAUGGAGGGUCUGAACUUCUCUCGGCCUCCUCACCCCCUCCUCUUCCCACCUCCACCACCACACGUCAUGCCAUUCUACCCCCCCAACAGCAACUUUUACCCACCACCUCCCCUGCCUCCUCCACCAGGGCGAGGUAGGGCAAUGCCAGGACUCCAAUCGAUCCCAUCACACGGGGGCAAACUUGAGAUUGCUGGCACAGUGGUGGGGCAGUGGGCAGGCUCUCGGCGUGGCAGGGGCCGGGGCUCUUUCCCUAUUCAAGUGGUGUCGGUUGGAGGACCAAGUAGAGGACGACCAAGAGGUGUCAUUUCAACCCCUUUAAUAAGGACCUUUGGACGAGGAACCAGAUUUCAUGGCAGGGGUUUUAAAAGUCAGGUACUACAUCAGAGUAAACCUGCAUACUCUAACUUCACCAAUGACAUAGGGAAAGAAAGGAAGAAACCCAAAGCAGAGAGUAAAACAUCAUCUGAAGAGUCUGCUGUGGCCGAGAACGGGGUGGAGGGCAAAGAGGUGGAGCUUAAUGGGAACAAAGUAGCUCCCACACAACCAGAAAGUGCCUUUAGCAACGACUCCAAAAUGUGCAAUAUGAAUCCUCAUUUAAAUGCACUAAAUACAGACGGUGAAUGCCACAGAGACGACGCUCUGAGUGCUGCUGUCUUAAAAACAGAAGAGUAAAUCUAUUUUUAUAGAGAGGGUGAAGAAUGGAAGGUUCAGGGUUAAGGAAAAUCUGGAAAGAUGGAAAGCCUACAGUUGGUGUACAUUUUUUCCUCUCCGAAAAAGUAAUUAAUGAUGAGGACACACUGUAUGAAUUUUUUUAAUCCCUCUUUGAUGUCAGCAAGCAAGUACAGGUUAAUGACGAUAUUUCUCAAUAAAUGCAUAGACAUAUGAAGUAUACCAGUUUUUAGACAAUACUACCAGUAUAUAAGGAGUUGUCUACUCCCUCCUCACUAAUUACCUGUCUCAAACUGCUUAUGCAGACAUUUUAUUUUGCAAUCUCUCGAAUUUCUGAAGCCAAAAAUCAUUUUGGCAUUAUUUUUUGUUGUUUGUUUUUUUUUGUUGUUUUUUUUUUUUUGUUUGUUUUAUUAUACUCAUAGGUUGAGACAUUUUACCAAUAGUUGGCACCAUAUAUAUUUGCCAUUGUAACUGAUUUUGUGUUGUCAGAGUAAAUGCUUUUUUCUUUUAAGAAGUAAAAAAAAAAAAAAAACCCAGAAACAAAGAGAAAAGCAAGAACACAUUUCUCACCUGGGUCAUCGCUGUAGUUUUACUUGAGCUAAAAUGUGCAGAACCGUUUGGAAAUUAAGUAACUAGUACAAAACUACUGCAGCUUAGUUCUGAUCGCCUCGGCGUCAUGCUACUAGCAUCGUAAGAAGCAUUAAAACAUCAGAAUUAAAAAAAAAAGAAAAAGAUCCAAUGACAAAUGCCACUGUUUUUUUUUUUUUUUUUUUGGUUUUUUUUUUUGUCAGGAAUGGCCAUGCAUCAAUGAUUGAUAUUAGUGUGGUUUUUUGAAUCAAUUGUAGAACAUUAGUAUGAUGGUUUCAGCAACUUUUUGCAUGGUUCACAACUUUAAAAAUGGUGUGUAGCUAUUAUGCAUGUUGUCCUUUUUCUUCCAUCCCUACCAGUACUGUGCCCAUUUGCAAAAUCUUAAAAAGGCUAAUAAUCAGUAAUAGUCCUAAAAAGGUGUUAACUGUUAGUCAGUAACUGAUUUGCUCUAACCUUAAAUUUUUUGUGAUUAUUGACCUCUGUUGCAUUUACUCCAAAAUAUCAGAUGUUAUCUAGCCACUUUAAAUAUUGUUAACCCUGGUAUACUCACCCAUCUCUGUAUCCGUUAUUGUACUCUGUUGCUGUUUUCUGCAUUCGAGCUAGCCAACCAUAUUGGGGAGGGAGCGUCAGUCUUCAAACGAUCAGCCCUUCCCUUUCCCUUCCUUUUUCUUAGCUGGGAAACAAAGCAGUAAAAUUAUAUGAUCUUCCCAUUUGAGGGUUUAGCCUAAGCAAGUAAUCUUUAUAUCAUUUUGGUGUUUUGUUUAGUGUUUUCAAAGCUUAUUGUACUGAAUAAGAAUCAUUACUUCAAGUUUUCCACCUAAUCCUCCUGAUGCCUUCCAUUGCACAUUAGUGAUCAGAAAUAUGGUGUAUCCCCUGCCCGCAAGACUAAAUAGGCUACCUUAAUGUAAGUUGAUUGGAGUUUCUUCCUUACUCAUGGGGUGUCAAAGAAUGAUCUACUGUUGGGUUUGAGUGAUUGUUGAUGGCUUGUGGUGUGAUGUAUUUGAAGGAAAUUGAAUGCAACUUACAAUGCUUAAUAAAAGUCUAUUCUUUUAGUAUA